GGUGCUUGGGAGCUAUGUUAUUUUAUUCACAAAACAUAGUUUAUCGUGUUUAUGUGUUGUUUUUAUUACACAAAUAUUACUUAAUUUAUAAUUUUUAAUUUUAAAGUAACAAUUGGAAUAUUUUAUAGUGAUUUUCUUUUAUAUUAAUGAAUAUUCUUUGAUAUAAAUGUAUUGGCGCUAACAUUACUGUUGCUUCUAAUAAAAAUAAUAUGUAUAUAAGAAACUUAAGAGUUUAAGUGAUAUAAAAACUUUUAGACAUACAUUGUUUUUUGUAUACAGAUAUUGUGUUCAUUCUUGUGAUUUUUCAUAAACCUGAUUACAAACAAUUUGUCAACAUGAAUGAUGUUCGUGAUAAAGUUGUUGCCGGUUCUUCGUCGUGGGAAAAUGUUGCAACGCACAGCGAUUCAUCGCCUGAAAUUCAAUCAUCACCUAGUGGAAGUGGUGACACACCACAGACUCCAGGGGCGCCUGCUCCGCUUGCUCCACAUCUUGCCGCUGAUUUACAUCCAGAUCUCUUACAACAGGGUUGGCGAAAAUAUUGGUCAAAAAGGGAAAAUAGACCCUACUUUUGGAAUAAACUUUCAGGCGAAUCAAUGUGGGAAUUGCCAGCAGUAAAGAGAGAUUUUGAUCCCAUAACGGACCCUCUUGGCAUUUGUCAUACAGGUCCUCCUAACGCAGGCAACAUGACCCCUGGUGCUAGUAAACGUCGGCCAUCAGAAGACAAUGGUCCCCCUCCAAAGAAAUUUGUGUUAGCUGGUCCUUGGGACAUAGAAGUACCAACUAAUGUUGUAAUAUAUGAACGUCCCCCUACAAUUUGCCCGCACCCCCAUCCUGAAAUAGAAGGUUUCAGAUUUACAUUAGCUAAUAAAUUGAGACAAUGUUAUCAAGAGUUAUGUCACACAAGAGAAGGUAUUGAUGCACCCAAAGACUCCUUUAAUAGAUGGCUAAUGGAAAGAAAAGUUAAUGAUCAGGGUGGUUCUGAUCCCUUACUGCCCAGUCAUUGUUUUCCAGAAAUAUCUCGUUCUAUGUAUGAAGAGAUUAUGAAUGAUAUACCAAUUAAAUUGACACAUCCAAAGUUUACAGGAGAUGCUAGAAAACAGUUGUCACGAUAUGCAGAAGCAGCUAAAAAAAUGAUUGAAUCUAGAAAUGCAUCUCCAGAAAGUCGUAAAGUGGUUAAGUGGAAUGCUGAAGAUACAUUUCAAUGGUUAAGACGCACAGUUGGUGCCACAUAUGAUGACUUUCAAGAUAGACUGGCACACUUAAGAAGACAAUGUCAACCACAUUUAGCAGAGACUGUUAAAGCUUCAGUGGAAGGAAUUUGUUUGAAAAUAUAUCACUUGUCUGCAGAAUACGCUCGUAAAAUAAGAGAAAAACACAGUACUCUUCUAAAAGAGAAUGGCAUUCAGGAGAUGCCAGCUCCGCUGCAGCAGGCGGCAUUACGAAAAGUGUGGUGUUAUCCGGUUCAGUUUGCUGUGCCAGCGCCGCGACCACCGCUCGUUGAACAUUUUCUCGAUCGCGAUCAGGCGCUACUACGGUACCUCGGCGAGACACAGAUUCUCAAUGCUACGUAUCUACAAAAACUAGAGUGCCUGUACAGACAUAGCUGUUUCGACGACAAGAAGUUCGAGCAGUUCCUAUCGCGCGUGUGGUGCCUGCUGCGGCGGUACGCAGCGUGGGUGGGCGCGGGCGGCGAGGCGCAGCUGGCGCAGAUGGCGCUGCCCGUGCCCGUGCUCGAGUGCUUGCAACGCUGCUUUGGCGUCACCUUCGAGUGCUUCGCCAGUCCGCUCGACUGCUACUUCCGCCAGUAUUGUUCUGCAUUUGCCGAUACCGACUCCUACUUUGGCUCGCGCGGGCCGUUCCUUGAGUUGCGGCCGGUGUCAGGAUCGAUGGUAGCGCACCCGCCGUACUGCGAGGAGCUUCUGGAGGCGGCGCUGCGGCACAUGGAACGGCUACUACAGGACUCAGCCGAGCCACUCAGCUUCGUUGUGGUGCUGCCCGAGUGGCCCGACCGUCAGACACACGCUUUGCACAAGUUGCAGGCUAGCCAUUUCAAGAGAAAACAGGUUGUGAUACCAGCUUUCGAACAUGAAUAUCGACAUGGGUUCCAGCAUGUACUUCCAAAAAACGAGGUGUACUUCCGGUGGGGCGGCGGUACGGUGGUGGUGUGGCUGCAGAACGCGGCCGGCUUCGCGCGCUGGGGGCCCACGGAGGAGCGCGUGGAGGCGCUGCUGGACGCGUGGCGGCCGCGCGCCAAGCUGCGCUCGCCCGCGCCGCCGCCGCCGCACGCGCCGCACGCGCCCACCGCGCCGCACGCGCCGCACGCGCCGUCCGCCGACACGGAACCGCCGCCGCCCGCGCCGCCCACGCCGCACCACGCCGCGCACUCGCCGCACCCCGCGCACCUCGCGCACCAGCCGCCGGACAAGCGCUAAGUCCCCUCUAUCGGAACGUUCCUCGGUGCGGUGUUCGCGUAUUGAUUACGGCGAGGCUAUCUAACGAAACGAAAAUCGGGUGACCUGUACUGACUAUUUCAUUGUCGGAAUUGGUUAAUCAGAUCGCAAGGUUUUUGGAUUGGCGAGCCAUUGUAGUGAUAGUGUUCGUGAACUUGAAUAAUUUUAUUAGCAAACCUAUCUUUUUGACAAUUACAUUCUCCGAGGUCGCCUCGAAAGAUCUCUUUGCGUUAGGGUUGCCGUAUUAAAUCUGCUGUAGUAGUAUAUUCUAACCGCUUAUAUAUUUUUAUUUUCUAUGAAAGAAAUAAGAAAAUAGUUUUUCGCAAUCUGAUGAAAGUAAUUUUCGUAUUUCAACCUACGGUUCUCGGAGAAAAUUGUUCAGUUUCACAGGUGUCAUUACUCGAUGUUAUUAUACAUGUUAUGUAAGUGAAAUGACAUACACAUAGACAAAUGUAUGUAACAGACGGCGAACGCAGUGGAUGGUGCACAUUGGUGAUAUUGUAUGAAGCCGAGGAAACUUUCGAUGUUUAAAUGUACUGUGAAUAACUUUGAAAUGAACUGUGAAGUUUUAGCGACGUUUUCUCAGACGUAGCUAGCGCACAAUGUCAAUAAGAACAUCUUUCCACUAUCUUCCAUUUGGUAAGUGAUCUGAGCAAUGUCAAUAUUAAAUAGAGAAAUAGUGAUAAUGCAACUGUAUCUUAAUCAAAUGUGACAUGAUGAAUUUAUAAUGAAGUGCAUAGUGGGCCAAACUUGUAUAUAGUUGUGCAAAUUGAAUCUAUGUAUAUAGAUUUUUCGGAAUCGUUUAAUUGUCUACUUAUUUUUAUAAAUUCUUUUAUGAGUCCUUUAAUUCUGUUGUAUAGUUGGAUAAAGAUUUAUUUGAUUGUUUAUGUAUAUGUCUAUCAUUAUAUUUUUAAAAAAAAAUUUUACUCCUUAA
This is a messenger RNA of Galleria mellonella (greater wax moth), 3384 nucleotides long. It is a transcript of the gene Pcif1, whose product is annotated as mRNA (2'-O-methyladenosine-N(6)-)-methyltransferase. The coding region runs from base 336 to 2432 and encodes 698 amino acids. Gene Ontology annotation, molecular function: RNA polymerase II C-terminal domain binding; mRNA (2'-O-methyladenosine-N6-)-methyltransferase activity. Gene Ontology annotation, cellular component: nucleus. The record is from RefSeq and is a predicted model, not a curated record. Lineage: Eukaryota; Metazoa; Arthropoda; Insecta; Lepidoptera; Pyralidae. The transcript has 7 exons.